UGACACUACUCAGCUGCAGACAUGAACAACCAAGGCGUGACUUAUGCGGAACUCCAUCAUGCUAAGGGCUCAAAAAGACAGCAAGUGCAACCUAAGGGCACGAAAAGUUCCAUUUCAGUAACUGAGGAGGAGAUAACCUAUGCAGAAUUGAAUCUUCAAAAUGCUUCUCGGGACCUUCAAGGGAAUGGCAAGAAUUCUCCCUGCAAAGAGAAGCUCAUUGCCGGUAUCUUGGGAAUCCUCUGCCUCGUCUUGAUGUCCACUGUGGUAACAAUAGCUGUUAUCCCCUCUACUGAAGGACCAGCGCAGAACAAAACAUCCCUGGAAACGACAAUCCAGAAAGAGUGGUUUACGUAUUCCAACAAUUGCUAUUACAUUAGCACUGAGAGAAAAUCAUGGAAGGAGAGUUUGACGUCCUGUACUUCUAAGAACUCUAACCUGCUCUACUAUGAUGAUGAAGAGGACAAGUUUUUGUUGAAUUUACUCUAUGCUACUACAUGGAUUAGAGGCUCCCAGAGAAGAAAUCAUAGUUCAUCUGUGCAGCCAAAGGCCGUAACAUUUUCUUCUAACAUGUUGUCAGCAUCUUCAGAGAGUGACAAGAAGUGUCCAUAUUUAAAUUUUCAAGUAAAAAUGUAUUAUGCACCCUGCUCAGUAAAAAGACCAUAUGUUUGUAAGCACCAGGCAUUCUAGUUAUUUCACUUUGGUAUAAUGUUAUUUCACCUUUUAAAAAGAAUACAUCUCUCAUUAUUUCAAAAGCCAUAUGAUUAUUUAUUCUGCAUCUUUUUGAGAUAAUGUUUUUUAGUGUAAUUUUAGUUUCCCAACAAAAUUAAGAAGAAGCUCCUGAGAGUUCCUGGAUUGUCCCUGUGUGCACAUGUGCAUGGCCUCUCCCAUUAUCAACAUCACUCACUAGAAUGUUUCAUUUCUUACCAAGGAUGAAUCCACAUCAACGCAUAUAUAUCACCCAAAGUCCAAAGAGUAC
This is a messenger RNA of Leopardus geoffroyi (Geoffroy's cat), 976 nucleotides long. RefSeq names its product NKG2-A/NKG2-B type II integral membrane protein-like. Lineage: Eukaryota; Metazoa; Chordata; Mammalia; Carnivora; Felidae. Bases 22 to 687 code for a protein of 221 amino acids. The transcript is spliced from 6 exons. Gene Ontology annotation, biological process: positive regulation of natural killer cell mediated cytotoxicity; stimulatory C-type lectin receptor signaling pathway. The record is from RefSeq and is a predicted model, not a curated record.